Messenger RNA from Uranotaenia lowii, 695 nucleotides. RefSeq lists its product as uncharacterized. The record is from RefSeq and is a predicted model, not a curated record. The transcript is spliced from 2 exons. Gene Ontology annotation, cellular component: mitochondrial large ribosomal subunit. NCBI's taxonomy places the organism in Eukaryota, Metazoa, Arthropoda, Insecta, Diptera, Culicidae. Bases 79 to 519 code for a protein of 146 amino acids.
UUGUUUUGCGUGUUAUGAAACAUUUCGCGAAGACGACGGGAUUCUAUUUUGUGUCAGCUCAUUCUCCAGCCCGGAACCAUGUCCAUCAGCUUCAGUGGAACGUUCAGCCGGUCCGGAGGAAUAGUUUCCGCCAUAGGCAAGCAGCUGAAACUGGUUAACUUGAAGGCCGUGCAGCGAGUAACGGUCACAUUCGAUCCGUUCCAGGAAAAUGCAAUCCCCACCCGGGAAUUCCUGCAUCACUUGUCGUCCCCAAGGAUCGUUCAAACAAAUCCAUCCUGUUUGCUAAAGACGGAAGUAGUCUGCGAUAGACGUCCACCUUCGAUAGUAUUCCAGUUAAUUCCCUCGGUCCAGAAGGAGGCUAACUUGAAAAAGAUCGAAUUCAACAGUGCCAAUCUAUCGACGCUGGAACUUUUGGAGCUGGCCAAUAAGCACGUCACCAGCUUGGCUCCGAAAGAUAUUGUCACGACCACUGUCAAGACCAAAUCUGAGAAAAAGGCUAGUGGCACCAGAAAACGAUAGAACUUUAAACUUACUUGUUAUAGAAUUUCCUUAAACUUAGAUUGUAAGGUGAGCUUGAAAAUCUAAAAAACACUUAAAAUGAGCAACAUGAAUAAAAAGCUGAAGGGAGGGCACAUGGCCAUCAUCGAAAACUGGUACCACCAGAUACCGGCGUUCACCGACGUUUUUACCGAGGA